AAGCUACCCGCGAUAGCGUCAACGCGCGCCUUCCCUUCUUCUUGUCGUUAGACACAACGAAUGCCCGACGACUGGUUGGCUGAAAAUGUCGGCGACGUCGUGCGUACCAUUAGCUCGGCCGUCACGACGUUACCGUCGGAUUAACCUUAGCCGAGUGUUGCAUACGCGAACGCCGCGGUUUCAUCGGAGCUAUGCACUUGAGCAACUUUACGGCGCCGGGCCGUUUGUAGGACCGACCGGGAACGAUUCGGGGAUCAGCGUCGUCGAAAAUAUUAGAAAAUGACUGACGAUAAAACGGAAUUCGACUGGGGAAACGAGAAACUGCAACGUGCUCAAAAAACGGUAGAUGAGUCGCCUUAUGAUUUGGAAGCAUGGAGCAUUCUCAUUCGAGAAGCACAAAACAGACCUAUUACAGAAGUGAGGCCAGUUUUUGAGAAACUUGUUACUGUAUUUCCUUCAGCUGGUCGUUAUUGGAAGAUUUAUAUAGAACAAGAGAUGAAAAUGCGCAACUUUGAGAAGGUGGAAAAGCUAUUCCAAAGGUGCCUCAUGAAAAUCUUAAAUAUUGAGUUGUGGAAACUUUACCUUUCUUAUGUCAAAGAAACAAAAGCCAGUCUUGCAACAUAUAAGGAAAAAAUGGCACAAGCAUAUGAUUUUGCAUUGGACAAAAUUGGAAUGGAUAUUCAUUCGUACAGUAUUUGGAAUGACUAUGUUAUGUUCUUGAAAAGUGUCGAAGCAGUUGGUUCAUAUGCUGAAAAUCAGAAAAUUAGUGCAGUACGCAAGGUAUACCAACGCGGUGUUGUUAAUCCUAUGAUUAAUAUGGAACAAUUAUGGAAAGAUUAUAUGGCAUUUGAACAAAAUAUUAACCCAAUAAUUGCAGAGAAAAUGGCGAUUGAACGUUCUAGAGAUUACAUGAAUGCUAGACGGGUUGCUAAGGAAUUGGAAGCUGUAACUAGAGGAUUAAAUAGGAGUGCUCCUAGUGUUCCUCCGACCGGACAUCCAGAAGAAGUUAAACAGGUGGAACUGUGGAAAAAAUACAUUGCUUGGGAACGCAGUAAUCCCUUAAGAACAGAAGAUACUUCCUUAGUUGCUCGCAGAGUAAUGUUUGCUAUUGAACAAUGUUUGCUAUGUCUGGGUCAUCAUCCUGCAGUAUGGCAUCAAGCUGCACAUUUCUUAGAACUGAGUUCAAAAAUAUUAACGGAAAAAGGGGAUGUAAAUGCCGCAAAAAAUUUAAGUGACGAAGCUGCUACAAUGUUUGAAAGGGCAACUAGCACACUAUUAUCAAAAAAUAUGUUACUAUAUUUUGCACAUGCAGAUUUUGAAGAAGGAAGAGUAAAAUAUGAAAAAGUUCAUCAAAUAUAUCAAAAGUUCCUUGAUAUACCCGAUAUCGAUCCUACAUUAGCUUUUGUACAGUAUAUGAAAUUUGCCAGACGCGCAGAAGGUAUAAAGUCUGCUAGAACGGUCUUUAAAAGAGCGAGGGAAGAUCCAAGAUGUAAACAUCAUGUAUACGUUGCUGCUGCAUUAAUGGAAUAUUAUUGUACUAAGGAUAAAAAUAUCGCAUUUCGGAUAUUUGAAUUGGGUUUAAAAAAAUUCGGAGACAACCCUGAUUAUAUACUUUGUUACAUCGACUACUUAUCGCAUUUAAAUGAGGAUAAUAAUACAAGAGUUUUAUUUGAGAGGGUUUUAUCUUCUGGUAGUUUAGAACCAGAGAAAUCAGUUGACAUAUGGAAUCGGUUUUUAGAAUUUGAGUCAAAUAUCGGUGAUUUGGCUAGUAUUGUUAAAGUUGAAAAAAGGCGAAGUGCAGUUUUAGAAAAGAUUAAAGAAUUUGAGGGCAAAGAAACUGCACAAUUAGUAGACAGGUAUAAGUUUUUGGAUUUAUACCCUUGUACUCCAAUGGAGUUGAGGUCUAUAGGGUAUAUGGAAGUAUCUAGUGUUGCCAGAAGUACAGCUGGUGUAUUACCGCGAAUUCCCGAUCCCGAGGAAGCUAUAGCAUCCUUACCCAGACCUGAUUUGUCACAAAUGAUUCCUUACAAACCAAAAGUAAACCCGCUACCUGGAGAACAUCCAGUACCCGGAGGAUCUUUCCCGUUACCGCCGGCAGCAGCACAACUUUGCACCAUGCUCCCACCACCUGGUUGUUUCAGGGGUCCGUUUGUAGCAGUUGAUCUACUCAUGGACGUUUUCAAUAGAAUUCAGUUACCAGAACAUGCCCCAUUACCGGUAGCAGAUAAUGGAUGUGACACAAAGUUGUUUGACCUCGCGAAAUCAGUGCAUUGGAUCGUUGAUGAGAGCAACGAUGGUGUCAGUAUCGGUUCGAAACGGAGAAGGACGCGUUUGGGAGGUGACGACAGUGAAGAAGAAGAUUUACCUCCACCUCCCGCAAAUGACAUAUACCGCCAAAGACAACAAAAGCGAGUAAAAUGAGCACAAAAUGAAAUAACUGAGACCAGAGCUUUACACAUCGUCUUCAUGCAUUCUGAGGAACCUUGAUACACGUUGUCAUAUAUAUUUUUACAUUUUCCGUUUGUUCUGGAAACGAGUGUUUCCAAAAAGAGCAAACCUAUUAUUAUCGAGAAGCGUACGUUACGUAUAUGAGCAAUUACUAAAUUCCUUAUGUGACACUGUGCACGAUAUUUUGAGUACUAUGUACUCAGAAGUUCUACCUUCAUACUGUUAAUUUCGUCUUUCUUCGAAUGUGUUCAUUCACACACGGAUUAUUGAAUCGCAUUCGAGAUGAGGACACUGCGAAAUGUCUAAUAGGUUAAACAUGAUUAUAUUGUUACCUACUUCGUUGUACACGAUAAAUUUAGUAUAUAAAUAUACGAUCAAGAUUUAAUUUUUACACCAAUGAUCAAUAUCGAUUUAUGUUAUAUGUGAAAAAUAUUGUUUGGAACUCGUGGAUCUGUCAAUACGAGCAUUUAACGAUAAUGAUGAUUGACAUGAUCUAUGCAUUCUUACUAAGAAAAAAUAAUUUCUUAUUAUUAUUAUUAUUAAAUUGAUACGACAAGAAUGGUACUAUUUACAACGUCCAUACAUUCUACGUGAAUUUCUCACGAAUGGUACACAAUAUCAAAGACACGAUCUAUUCGUUUUGUCCAGCAAACAAUCUAUUUAAUGCGUACAGCACCAAGCGAAUGUAUUCGAACAAAUAGUUCUCUCAUUCUGUCUUACUUAUUUAUACCUAUUAAUUUUUCAAAAGUGCGUACAUGUACUUUAUAAAGUUUAUUAAAUCCGAAAUUUAAUCUUGUAUAACAAAUUUAAAAGGGAGGAUACUAAAUAUCAUGACGCAACUAUUUGUCUUGAUACAU
Molecule: messenger RNA, 3305 nt
Organism: Nomia melanderi (Alkali bee)
Lineage: Eukaryota; Metazoa; Arthropoda; Insecta; Hymenoptera; Halictidae
Source: RefSeq, a predicted model, not a curated record